GGUUUAUUGAAGGACCAAACGGACAUUUCCAAACUUGGUCUGAAACCGGGCGCUUCCAUUACGGCCAUUGGAUCCGCUGGACCUAUCCUACAAGCACCUGAGAAAACCUUAGAUGUCGAGGAGGAUGUUAAAACUGAUUCAGUGGAUCGCAUACCGCCCGGCCUCGUCAACAUGGGUCAGACCUGUUAUCUUAAUUCCACACUUCAACUGCUCCGUACUAUUCAACCUCUAACAGAUGCCAUAAGCGAAUACAAACCAGAAGAAAACGGUGAUCAAUACCGUCUCAUGGCCAACAUGAGACUGUUAUAUCGUCACAUGAAUCAACUCACGGAACCAAUACCCCCCGUCCACUUUCUCCUCUCUCUCCGGCAAUUACAUUCACAGUUCGCCGAGACCGAUCAGGCCGGCUACUUCGCACAACAAGAUGCGGACGAAGCGCUCACUGUGAUUCUUGGUGCAGUCGCACAGAAUCUUCGUGGAAGUGGAUCUGAAUCCCAUCAAACGAUUGAUGAUCUUCUCGGGGUCGAGCUCACUCAUGCAAAUAUCUGCGCCGAGGCCACCACCGAAAUACCCAUCUCGGUCUCUGAAAAAGUCCUAAAGCUCUCUUGUAAUAUAUCCAUCACCACCAACUUUCUCCUUGCCGGCAUCCGUGAUAACCUGACGCAAACAAUUCAAAAAUACAGUCCGACCUUAGAAAGGGUAGCAGAUUACGAACGAAAAUCUCGUAUAUCCCGACUCCCUCCAUACCUCUGCGUCCAUAUGGUCCGUUUUUACUGGCGGCGUGAUAUAGGGAAGAAAGCCAAGAUCAUGCGUAAAGUCAAGUACCCCCUCCAGUUGGACUUGCUCGAACUAGUGACAGACGAACUCCGACCACAGCUCGCCCCGAUCAACACGGCCAUGAAACGUAUCCUAGCCGACCGGGAUGACCGGGCCCGUAUCGCCAAACGAGACAAAAGCAGAUCACUGGCUUCAUCGGAACUCAAAGCCGAAGAGGACAAUGAAGAGACGAAACGUGCCGAGGAGAAUAAGCGGGUGACUGAGGUUAUUGCGGAGCAGAAUAUAGAUCUUGGCAGAGUGGGACAAAACCCUUCUGCAUUGUACGAAUUGUGUGCGAUGGUGACGCAUAAAGGUGCGAGUGCAGAUUCAGGACAUUACAUUGGUUGGGCGCGUAAAGAUCAACCUCGGGCUUUUGUGCCAAGCGGAGAAGAGAGUUGGUACAAAUUUGACGAUGACAAAGUCUCUAUUGUCGAUGCACAAAAGAUCCUGAAUCUAGAUGGAGGAGGUCAGGAUUCAGUCGCCUACAUUCUAUUGUAUAGGAGUGUGACGGCAUGACCGAUAGAUGAAC
Tremella mesenterica DSM 1558 is the source of this 1345-nucleotide messenger RNA. RefSeq lists its product as uncharacterized. Gene Ontology annotation, molecular function: cysteine-type deubiquitinase activity; proteasome binding. Lineage: Eukaryota; Fungi; Basidiomycota; Tremellomycetes; Tremellales; Tremellaceae. The transcript has 19 exons. Bases 172 to 1332 code for a protein of 386 amino acids. Gene Ontology annotation, biological process: protein deubiquitination; proteasome-mediated ubiquitin-dependent protein catabolic process; regulation of proteasomal protein catabolic process. The record is from RefSeq and is a predicted model, not a curated record.